This is a messenger RNA of Brassicogethes aeneus, 450 nucleotides long. The record is from the annotation of a GenBank genome assembly. Lineage: Eukaryota; Metazoa; Arthropoda; Insecta; Coleoptera; Nitidulidae.
GUAAACUUGCAUAGGCGACUUGAUUAUAGGUAUUUUCCUUGUUUAAUUUAUUCCUAACGAACUUAACAUGUAGCUUUUAAAAAUAAAAAUGUGAGCAACUUGUUGAUAAUGGUUUAUUACAAUAAUAUUACUACUGAAACACCUCUGACAACCACUGAAAGGGUAAGAACAACUGAAAAACCCUUUUUGAAGGAUGAUAUUAAGUUUUUAUUUGUUCCUAUUGCUGUAAUUUUGGUUGUGAGCAUAUUAUCUAUUCUGGUUUAUUUUAUGCUUAAAAGAAGAAGAAUGAUUGACUUAAGACACAAGCUUUUAACUUUAUACGACUAUAACUCUGAUGAAGGGGAGGAAGAAGGAGAACCACUUAAUAGUUAUGAGAAUUCAAACUAUCAGGCCACAUUGGAUUAUACAUCAUCAUUUUUUUAAUUAAAAAAAUUGUAUAUACUUAAAUUU